AGUUAUAUUUAUUUAUGUAUGUAAUCACUAUAAGUGAAAUUACAUAUUACUGUAAGACGUUGGAGAAGAUUUGUAAAAAUAUAACAUGGAAUUGCAGCAAUCACCUGAGGUCGAUGAUUUAGAAGAAAGGGUCAAACUUAGGCGAGAGGCAAGAAGGAAAAAGAUUCUUGAGAAUGCCAAAAGUCGGUUAGAAAAAUUAAGCAUGAGACAAGGUGGAGAUGGCGACAGUGAUUUGGUGCACCAACGUUCUAACCAUCAGAUACAAGAAACUAUUGAGUAUUCUGAUCCAGAAGUUGAACCUGAUAUUCCAGAAAAUUUACAAAUGCCGUUUCAACAUUUUCAACAAUUUGAAAACACAUUCAAAGGAUUUGAAAGCAGUUUAAACCAAGAAGAUGUGCAAGAAAAAGAAAAACCGUUCUUAAAAUAUAAAUUGCAUGUUGUGUUAGCUGUGACAAUUGCAUAUAUUACAUCUUUAAUACUAAAUGAAAGUGAAGGAAAAACGUUUUUUGUGAUAAUACCAGUUGCCUUGGUUAUUAUAUCUGAUCUUACAAUAUUUCGACAACAAAAGCAGCGUAAUCCAAUGAUUAAUAUGCUAGUGAUCUUUGGACUACGAUCCCAAGAAAUUGUACAUGCAUUAGAUGUUGUCUCAAAACUACAAAACAUUAUGGCAGAUUUGUCAAUUUUCAUUUUUUACUUUUGCUUAGCUACUUGUUUUGGUAAUCAAUUUGUCCACCUAGCUGAUAUAAAAUAAAUUAAAAAAUAAAUAUAAUAA
Molecule: messenger RNA, 772 nt
Organism: Bactrocera dorsalis (oriental fruit fly)
Lineage: Eukaryota; Metazoa; Arthropoda; Insecta; Diptera; Tephritidae
Exons: 2
Coding region: 86-751 (221 amino acids)
Source: RefSeq, a predicted model, not a curated record